AUGAGCGUUUCUGUGAACCCAUCAGCUGGACAACCAGAGAUUUGUUCGGUGAAUGUGCAAGUUCAGAGCAGUCUACAGAUAAUCGUCGGUUUCACUACUGAUGUGGCCUCGGACUACCCGUACCUUGAUCCGAUCGCUGACUCAGUGACGAACCGAAUAAUUACUUAUAUUCACUCUGCGGACAACGAGCAUCGUACGCCUAUACUAACCCAUUCGCUGCUAUAUGACGCUUACAACGCAACGUCUCUACAAUGCUGGCAAGCAUACGCAAGUACGUGCCGGAGUUGCUCGUUCCACGUGGGUCACGAGACGAAAAGUUACAACUGUCCGAAUCGCUUCAGAAUUGAUGCCAACGAGUUUCAUAUUGCGCAUAUUGGUGAAGACGAGUUCGGCAACAUGUUCCAAAGAGUGACGCUUGCUCAUUGUAACCAAGCAGGUAGGUAUUGCUCAUUCUCCACAGUUAUUCUCCUCAAAUACAAAAUAUCUGUUGGAAGUUGCACAUUCUCGGGAGCGGAGUAA
Messenger RNA from Cooperia oncophora, 519 nucleotides. NCBI's taxonomy places the organism in Eukaryota, Metazoa, Nematoda, Chromadorea, Rhabditida, Trichostrongylidae. The record is from the annotation of a GenBank genome assembly.